Messenger RNA from Porites lobata, 4075 nucleotides. The record is from the annotation of a GenBank genome assembly. Lineage: Eukaryota; Metazoa; Cnidaria; Anthozoa; Scleractinia; Poritidae.
AUGGCGGUCGUUUUGGACGAAGAAGUCUUCCACCCUCUAAAUCUUUUGCUUAAGGUAAGAAAAAUGAUCAGACGAUGGAAUCAUUUAUGAAAGCAAAAAGAACAUAAGAAUAUGCAGAUUCUAAGUGAGAUUUCAAAAUACAUACAUACAUACAUGUGUAUAAUCGUUUAGUUUGAAACGCAGGUUGGUAAAAACCUGUCAAUCUUCAGAGUCAAAGUGAGUAUAAUACCAUCAACUGACGUGAUACAACUCACUUUGACUCUGAAGAUGACUACCACACAGGUUGUCGAAACGUCAGAGUCACUGUCAACAACAACAGUCCUAUUCAGGACUGACGUUCACCCGGACGAUCAAACUCAACCUACUUUUGAAAUGACUCCUGGGUUCAAACCUUUCACAGUCAUACAUACAUGUGUAUAACUUUAUUUGUAAACGCAGGUUGGUAAAAGUCAACCAGAGGCUGAUGUGGACCUGCCAUCUAAAAUGAAAUUCCUGUUAAUUUUGCAAAAAUAAUUGCUAAAAUCGUAGUAGUGAUAUCACUUGCAAGUACCCUGCAAGCAGAGGCCCUUCGAUCUUCCUUGAUAAUUCGGAAAUCUUCCUGACUUAUUUAGGAAGAUCGAAGGGUCUCUGCACACAAGGUAACUUGCAAGGACACUUCUCUAUCAUUGGCGGUGUUCUUCGUCAGUCAGCCUUUGUGGAGACGGAAGGACAAACCAUUCUGCAGUAAUUAUAAUUCAAGCCCUUCUUUCUGACAGAAUUUUGAUAGGGAACCAGGGAUUCACAUGUUUGACAAGUUUGAAAUAAUUACCUUGAGAUAAAUUUUGAUUUAGCCAAGGCUAAAAGCGAAGCUCCUGUUAAUAAAUGUAUAUAAUUUCAUCAAACAAUGAACUUGUAACCAUGGAUGCAAAGAAAUCCACUUGGUUUUGAGCCCAUGAUCAGUUGAAAACUAGUAAUUUUGGCAGCAGAGAACUUUGAUGGGUCAACACCUGAGCCCCCAAUAUGGUCUUGUGAUACUGGUCAGUGGAUACCCUUUUAUGGCAGCUGUCAAUUGACCACAACAUUCACCACAAAAUGCACCUUGUUUGUCCCCUCCCCCCCAAGUUUGCAUAAGCAUUGUUUUCUAUUUCUCUUGGGACGGCUGUAAUACCUACAACAAAUGAAAAACAAAGCCUAUGCAAAAUUUUGGGGGGCAAACAAGGUGUAUUAUGGGAGAUGUGCAAAUAGCGAAUGGAUGUGCGAUAUAAGAUUGCAGGCUCCCACCCUAGCUUAAAAGUGUGAGACCACAGUGGUUGCCCUGUGGUGUGGACGGACGAAUGGACACACAGUCAGUUACAAAAAUUUCUUGGACUGGUAGAUAAGCAAAUUUUCUUUAGCUAUGGGGUUCGGCUCAGCGGCGGUUCGUGCAUGCGUGGAGCUCCACUAUAAUCUGUGGAAGUACAAAAGUUAAACAGCAUUAAUUUUGUUGUCACUUUACACUAGGCCCAGUCAAAAGAUGUUGUUCGAACCCUCUUUCACGAGGCAUUUAGGUACAGAAAUGAUGAAGGUUAGUAAUGUUAUGUCUUUAUUUAUUUAAUGUCCCAAAGAUAAGCAAGUCAAUAAGCUUUUUACACGGGAACCUUAGAGCCAUUCACCACCCCAUGGAGUGUGGGGGAUAAUACUUUUGCCCUGUUCACACCUGAGCCUUUUACUUGAAAGAGGGUUUACUUAACCCUUUAAGUCCCGAUGUGACCAACAUCAAGUUGCUCCUAACAAUGUCCAUACAUUGUCAAGAGAUUAGGUUAUGAGAAUUGUUGAAAUGAUCACCAAAGUGAGAAUGCAUUGAUCUUUUAUGAAAUUCUCUCAACAUAUUCUUUCAAGAAAUGUAUUGAGGUCAGUUUGGAGAAUUUGUAUGUGGAUAUUGGGGCUUAAAGGGUUAAUAACACUGAAUGGAGAAUUUUAAUCAAAUUACUAUUUGAUACAAGUCAGGUUUAAUGACUUGGGACAAGUCAUCCCUUCAGAUGGAUUUGAAGGGAUCCCUUCAUUUGUCUGAUAUGUAGGUCACCCUUACAUGAUUAUCUUUUUCUUUUUUUAUCCCAGUGCCAAUAUCUGUACUUCAGAAUGUUACAAAAUCUCUCGAUGUGAGCCUUAAUGAAGCACGGCAGGUAAAGGAAAGAAAUAAAUAGCUUCAACCUUUCCAUUCCUUCACCGUGCAUAUCAUGCAGAGGUUAUAAUCACUCCAAGUAUUAAUGUGUUGACAAAAUCCUGUGGUGUUACCAUUUAAAUGAAUGAAUCAAUGAGCAAAUGAAUGAAUAAAUGAAAUAAAUAAAAGGUCUUCGACACUACUUUUACACAAUGCUAUUCAUUUUUUAGGUUUUAACAAAAAGAAAUUUAAAUAUUUUGCAUUUUUUUUUCCAAAUUGAUCUUAGAAUGUGGCAUCUUGCUUUUUAUCUGACUUUGCUAUCAUCAUUUAUGAAGCAAUAAUAUCCUUUCCCUUUUUAACUUUUCAGCUGUUAGAGAGUCUAAUUUCUGUGAUUUGCGCUGCUUUGUUUGAAUGUCUCUUGGACCCUAAAUCAGUCUAUGAACUGUUUCCAGGUAUGAUAUGUUGAGUGUGUUUUUCAUUACCCAAACCUUGAUAAUAGUGUCCCCACGUGGACAACAGUAUAAACCCUUACACGUAACUGGUUACAACUCUAAGAUCUCAGAUCAACAACUGUUGUCAUUGCAUCUAUUAAUAAUCAGUAUGGUUCUCACCAAUCAGGGGAAUGAAAAACAAGACAUUUUAUGUUGUUAAGAGGGUUGUAGUUAUUCAGCGUGAGCGUGUGAAAAAAUUUCAUUGUCAGAGGAUAACUUGGGACUCUGUUCUUGACUAUUUCUUCUGCUAAUUGAUAGAGAACUUUCACAAGAAUCUGAGAGAGCUGAUUUCAAAGAUCAUCGCUGAAUCUAUGUAAGUGAAUUAAUAAUUUACUCUGCAUUUACUUUGAACAACAAAGAUUGCUCACAAUGAUAGACAUAUAUCUCUUUUUUCAUCACCGUCAGCGUCUGGUUAGGUUUCUGUGUGAGUGUUAUGAAAAGUGGAGAAGCUUGACUUUUUUUUUUUGUGGUGGUGAUUUGUUUAGAUCAUCUGAAAACUUGACUUUCAGCCUAGGUUACAAGUGCUUUCAGUUAUCAGAUCUGGUUUCUAAAGUCAGAGUAAAAGUAACUGCAAUCAUUGUUUCAGGCCAGUAUGGAGAACAAAUGCAACGAAUGAACAAGGUGAGUUAUGUGUUUGAAGAAGGCGUGACAUUUGGUUUCUUUGAUCAAGACUGUACUAACCUUACUAACGUAUUAAAGUACUCAAACGUAAACUCCUUAAACUUUAAGCCUUUGGCUCCCAAACAGUUAAUAUGGGCACGUCAGUUAGGCACUGAGAUGUGGUCCAAGAUCAACAGAAGAACAGGCGUGCGAGAGUGGGAUACGCCCGCGUAAGAAGGACACGCGUGCAAGAACGCGAUACACGGGUAUGAGCGGGAUACGCAUUCGGGAGCGGAAUAUACGUGCGGAAGCGGGAUACGCGUAUGGAAGCUGGAUGCGCAUUUUGGAGCGGAAUACCCCCUGCGGGAGCGGGAUGGGCCUACGAAAGUGGGAUAGCGUGCGAGAGUAGAACACGCGUUCGGAUGGAGGGCACGCGUGCAGGAUUAAAACAUGCGUGCUCAAGUAGGAGCAUAAAAAUUUACUGAGUAGUUGCUCUUAACUCAUUUUCUCGAUUCCAGUUUCACUUCCAAAGCUGAUUGACUUUGAUUGGCGUGUGGAUGUAAAAACAUCGUCGAACGCUAUUGGUAGAAUGUCUAUGCCGACAUGUAUCAUGCAACUACAGGUCAGUGCAACAUGCUACUUAUUUCAUGAUAAACUGGGCAAAAAUGUUUAGCGUACAUACGGAAUUUUAUUCUUGUUUGCGAUUGUUUUCAAGGUUCAAGAAAACGCCAAGGAGCAGAACGCCAUGCCUGCGGUACGCCGCCUGAACGUAGAGCUAACAAAAGAAAAGCUGGACACCAUGUUAGAUGGACUUGGUAAAAUCAGAGAUCAACUCUCCUCGGUGGCUAAAUAGUUACGAUUGAUU